AUGUUGCAAAAAAAGCAUAAAAGACAACAGCGAUACCGCCGUGGAGGUACACUUUUGAAAAAGGCAUAUGAGCUCAGUAUUAUGGCCGAUGCCGACGUUUUCCUUGGGAUCAAAUUUCGUGAUACUGGUCGCAUCAAGACAUUUUGUGCGGAUACAACUGUGAUUUGGUCAUCACAUCUAUCGCAUUUGGACUCUUAUUAUCCAAUACCAGAACACAAAACACCGAAUGAUUUCUCCGGGUGCACUCUCGAAAAGAAAAUGGAGGAGAAAGCAGCAUGA
This is a messenger RNA of Talaromyces marneffei, 279 nucleotides long. RefSeq lists its product as uncharacterized. The record is from RefSeq and is a predicted model, not a curated record. Bases 1 to 279 code for a protein of 92 amino acids. Gene Ontology annotation, molecular function: protein dimerization activity; DNA binding. NCBI's taxonomy places the organism in Eukaryota, Fungi, Ascomycota, Eurotiomycetes, Eurotiales, Trichocomaceae. The transcript is spliced from 2 exons.